CAUCGAGUAAAUCAACAGCCUUGUCAUUAUGUCCCUUCUACCCCUCAAUCCCCGGGACAUUGCUCUUCAUUGAGUAUUCACUGCUCUUCUGCCUAACUCUUCGGUGUGGCUUAGCGUCUCAAGUCCUACAAGAACCCUCCUUCCGGUCAGUUCCUCCAUCCAUAAACCUCCCUUUCAGUCGCAGCGCUUCAAGCAUUCUCUCUCCAGAAUCAUGGAACGACUGCAGCAAAUCGUAGCACAUCUCCAACCCUCCAAUCUCUCCACAGAGUCCAUCCUCAACACCUCCCAAGGACUCGCCAAUUAUGUGGUGGACCAAGCAUCCCAGGUAGACUGGACCAAUCUUCCGAACCAAACCGCACAAUAUGUUUCCGAGAACCCGAAAAGCGUUCUCUGGGGAGCGGUGCAAGUUGGGACCUUUUUCUGCCCCGGCAUGGUCACUGGGCCUCUUAUGCACGCCGCUGGGUUUACGAGCGCCGGACCCGCUGCUGGCUCAGUGGCUUCAUGGGCGCACAGCCACAUAGCACCUAUUGCUGGACAGGGGGUCUUCGCGCAUGUUCAGAGCGCUGCCAUGAAUGGGUACGGACGCGCUGUCGUCGAGGGCGCAGCUCGAGGUAUGGUUUUAGCGCCACGAGCUGUGGCCGGGGCAUGGAAAUACUUUCGGGGGUAAAAAAAAUUUUUAUCAACCAAGGGUGUCUCUGUGUCAAAGCGAUGGGUGAUUUUAUGAGCUUUAAUAGUAAACCUGGAGGUUGUUUGAAGCGGGUCACAGGGAAUGGUUUCUACUGAGUACGGGACCAGGCGAGAUCGAUGACGGUUACGGGCAAUAUAUGUUUUUACCUAGAACCAUG
Aspergillus pseudotamarii is the source of this 845-nucleotide messenger RNA. RefSeq lists its product as uncharacterized. Gene Ontology annotation, cellular component: membrane. The record is from RefSeq and is a predicted model, not a curated record. Lineage: Eukaryota; Fungi; Ascomycota; Eurotiomycetes; Eurotiales; Aspergillaceae. The coding region runs from base 212 to 667 and encodes 151 amino acids. The transcript is spliced from 2 exons.